This is a messenger RNA of Knipowitschia caucasica, 735 nucleotides long. The record is from the annotation of a GenBank genome assembly. Lineage: Eukaryota; Metazoa; Chordata; Actinopteri; Gobiiformes; Gobiidae.
AUGAAGAAUGAAUACGCCUUGGAUCAGAACGGCACCAAAGAAAAGUCUUGGUCAAACAACGGAGACGUGUGGACCGUGCCCACGGCAGAAGAGCCCCGAUUGGACAAACAUGUUCCACCGCGGACUUCUGGAUUUAGAAAAUACUACCAGAGCCUCCAGAGCCUCAAACCCAUCCGCUUUUCCUCUCCCGAGUCGACCCCACAAGACAAUGCCGGGUUUCUGUCCUUCACCACCUUCGCUUGGAUGACUCCCAUUUUGUGGUCGGUUUUCCGGAAAAAGCUGGAUGUUAGUUCGCUGCUGCUCUCUCCAUAUGACACGUCGGACGUCAGCACGGAGAGGAGUGACCUGAGAGAUGCUGAAUGGUUGAUUGGUUGGGUGGUUGGUUGGUUGGUUGGCUGGUUGGGUGGUUGGUUGGUUGAGUGGUUGGUUGGUUGGUUGUGGUUGAUUGGUUGGGUGGUUGGUUGGUUGGUUGGUUGGUUGGCUGGUUGUGUGGUUGGUUGGUUGAGUGGUUGGUUGGUUGGUUGGUUGGUUGAUUUGUUGGUUGGUUGGGUGGUUGGUUGGGUGGUUGUGGUUGGUUGGUUGGUUGGUUGGUUGAUUUGUUGGUUGGUUGGGUGGUUGGUUGAUUGGUUGGGUGGUUGGGUGGUUGGUUGGUUGAGUGGUUGGUUGGUUGAUUUGUUGGUUGGUUGGGUGGUUGGUUGGUUGGUUGAUUUGUUGGUUGGUUGGGUGGUUGGUUGA